AUGAACACUAUUACUUUUUUAAUUUUAUUAAAAAUAGCUAUGAAUUAUAGCUGAAUAUAUCAUCCAAAAUAUACAAAAACGGGCUCAUCACGGCCAUCUACUCCUGUUCAUCAGCAAAGUUUCAUAACUGCAGGAAGAAUGAAAUCAAUGCAGGUAAAAUUCACUAGAAAUUUCAUUAUUCAUCCUCGUCACUCAAACAAAUCAUUACCAGUAUCACGAAAUAUAUCUCCAGACGCUACUCCUAAAAAGUCACCUAAAAUCGUUUUAGAGAGUCCUAAAACUGAUUCAGUCCCACGCUCGGCAUCAGCUGGAAUUUUCAAACCUUCACGAAAAGUAUAUGUUGAACUGGCUGCUGCAAAAAAUUUUUUUGAUUUACAAGGCAAAAGUAUUCAAAAAGACUUAAGCUCUCUAAUGAGCAUUGCAAGCACAAAAAAUUAUGACGAUAGAACAGCAACUCUUUUAAAAGAAUACAAAAAGCAAGUAAGUAAAGUUGUAAAAAAAGCAAAAUCCGACAAAGAAGAAUUGCAUGAUUGCAAAUUUUCAAAUCCAUAUACACACCCGAAAGCCAGAAUAUUUUUUAGAGAAAUUAAGAGAGGAAAUAUGAAAGAAAUUAUUCAGCUGUUGCUUGAGCAUCCUGAGCUAGUAAGAGCAGUUGAUUCUGUAAUUUUUAUAUAGACACAGCAAACUGCGUUACAUUGAGCAGUUAGGAGGAAUAAUCUUGAGCUUGUGCAGCUUUUAGUGAUUUCGUCUAAAGCAUUUAUUUAUGCUAAAGAUAUAACUGAAAGAACACCGGUGGAAAUUGCAGAGCAUUUGAAUUUGAAAGAAAUUCAAACUUUUUUGAGGAAUUAUGCGCAGCAAAAAAGAACAAAAGGGUUUAGUGUGAUUGCUGAUAGAGAGAGAGAGAAAUCUUUAUUACUUAAAGGCCUUUAUUUCAGGGCCAUGUCCCGAUUAAAAAUUUUUUAACUUUCUUCUUUUCCUAAAAUCUUUGGAUAAAAAUUUUAGUAAAAUUUUCUGAACCCACGUAAUCCGCGAUUUUUUCGAUUUCUGAGUCUGAUAUGAAUUUUCUAUAUCUGAUGAAAUUUGAAUCUGAUCUAAAUUUUAUUUUCCUGAUAAUGUUUGAUUCUGAUAUCAAAUUUUAUUUUUCUGAUAAAAUUUGAAUCUGAUCUAAUUUUUAUUUUUCUGGUGUUCAGGAUUUUCUUAUCGAUUGUCUUCUUAUCAUCAAUGAUCACCUCAGUCUUCCUAUAUUUGAAGGUUUCCUGAAUAGGAUCUAUUUCAUCUAGUAUUUUUCCAUCUAAACGACUUAAAAACUCCAAUAUUUUGUCAUCUGUAUCAACAUUUUCUGUAUCACUAUCAUUUCAUUCAUACUCUGAUUCAGAAUUAUCAAGUAAUCCUGUAUCAAUAAGUUCAUUUAAUAGUAAAAGUUCGAAAAAUUCAUCCUGUAAAGCUCCGUUUUCUUCACAAAAGGAAGAAGAAUAGGAAACAUUACUUUCCGAAUCUUCCAUUAAAAUAAAAGUGCUGAUAGAGAAGAAAUAAAAGUUGAUGAAAAAAAUAAUGAAAUUAGCAGAUUGAUUUCUUCAAUUGAAACCACAAAAACGAGAAGCAGGAUUUUAUUUAGAAAUGGCGACAGCAGAGAAAGGUCACCAAUUAAAGCUUCGAUUCCAAUUGGUGAAAAUAUUGAAAUUAAUUCUAUGCUGUAG
Blepharisma stoltei is the source of this 1697-nucleotide messenger RNA. The record is from the annotation of a GenBank genome assembly. Lineage: Eukaryota; Ciliophora; Heterotrichea; Heterotrichida; Blepharismidae.